AUCGCCUCCUGAGCCUGUAGACUCUCCAGCAAUCCUCAUAGAGUAUAUCUCGCAGUGUCAUUUCUCUCUAAAGUCACACUUUUAAAGUGGAGCAUUAGAAAGCCAACAUUUGCAUUCGACUAUUUUCUGCGUCAAUUGCUAAAGUCGGAGGAGCGUCAAAUCUUUUAUUUUUGACAUUUUUUUUACUUUCAAGGAUUCCAGUUUUUCGCGCUGUGCGCCCUCACAGACUGUCACUGCAGUCUUUGGGCACCGCACUUGGAUUUAGAAAGAAGGAUAUCCUCCCAUUUUUACGGCGCCUGAGCUGUUCUUUAAUUCUUUCGCAUGAAUCUCCUCGACCCUUACCUGAAGAUGACCGAAGAACAGGAGAAUCGUCACUCUGACGCUCCCAGCCCAAGUAUGUCUGAGGACUCUGCGGGCUCGCCGUGCCCGUCCGGGUCCGGUUCGGACACUGAGAACACCCGGCCGUCCGACAACCACCUCCUCUUGGGUGCAGACUACAAAAAGGAGGGCGAAGAAGAGAAGUUCCCCGUGUGUAUCAGAGAUGCUGUGUCCCAGGUGCUGAAGGGCUACGACUGGACGCUGGUGCCCAUGCCGGUGCGCGUCAACGGCUCCAGCAAAAGUAAACCUCACGUCAAAAGACCCAUGAACGCAUUCAUGGUCUGGGCUCAGGCUGCACGGAGGAAGCUGGCCGAUCAAUACCCGCAUCUGCACAACGCGGAACUCAGCAAAACCCUGGGAAAACUCUGGAGAUUGCUCAACGAGGUAGAGAAGCGUCCGUUCGUUGAAGAAGCCGAGCGUUUGAGGGUGCAACAUAAGAAGGACCACCCCGACUACAAAUAUCAGCCGAGGCGGAGAAAGUCUGUCAAGAACGGGCAAAACGACCCAGAAGACGGAGAGCAGACUCACAUCUCUCCAAAUGCGAUCUUCAAGGCGCUGCAGCAGGCCGAUUCUCCUGCGUCAAGUAUGGGCGAGGUGCAUUCUCCAGGCGAGCACUCAGGUCAAUCCCAGGGCCCACCAACACCCCCAACAACCCCCAAGACAGACCUCCCCUCCAGCAAAGCUGACCUAAAGCGUGAGGGCCGUCCCAUGCAGGAGGGCACCAGCCGCCAGCUCAACAUUGACUUUGGAGCCGUGGACAUCGGCGAGCUCAGCAGCGAGGUCAUCUCCAACAUGGGGAGUUUUGACGUCGAUGAAUUCGAUCAGUACCUGCCGCCUCACAGCCAUGCUGGAGUGGCAGGAGCAGUCCAGGCCGGCUACACGGGCAGCUACGGCAUCAGCAGCUCCUCAGUCAGCCAGGCAGCCAAUGUGGGAGCCCACGCCUGGAUGUCCAAGCAGCAGCAGCAGCAGCAGCAGCACUCUCUGACCACCUUGGGCGGGGGAGAGCAAAGCCAGCAACAGAGAACCACCCAGAUCAAGACGGAGCAGCUGAGCCCGAGCCACUACAGCGAGCAGCAGGGCUCCCCGCAGCACGCAAACUACGGGUCCUUCAACCUGCAGCACUACAGCACCUCCUCUUACCCCUCCAUCACAAGAGCACAGUAUGACUAUUCAGACCACCAAGGUGGUGCUAACUCCUACUACAGCCAUGCAGCAGGCCAAGGCUCUGGUCUGUACUCCACCUUCAGCUACAUGAGCCCCAGCCAGAGGCCCAUGUACACUCCAAUCGCUGACACCACAGGGGUGCCCUCUGUGCCCCAGACCCACAGUCCGCAGCACUGGGAGCAGCAGCCCAUUUACACACAGCUCUCCAGGCCCUGAGGAGGCCUCCAUCAGCACUGACUGAACUCCACCCAUCAUAGACUUUUUUCUGUCACCUUCGUGCCACAAACCCGUCAUUGCCAACAGAAAAACAUGACAAGGACAUUUUUUAUAGUACUGAAAAUAUAUCUUUGGAUUGGCUCACGACAGUGCCUUUUGUAUUUGUUGGAAUUGUGAUUAUAUUUUUUUAGAUAUAAUGUUUUAAAAAAAGUGAAAUCCUCUGUGAGGACAUACUGGUUAUGAAUAUUUUAGUAUGUACUGUGUAUGUGUUCUACUCUUGUCAUCAUCAUCAUCAUCAUCCUCUUAAUCAGUGUCAUCAGCAUCUUCAUCAUGAUUUUUAGAUUAACACGUUUUUAAGGAGCAGGAAAGCCGGGUACAAAUACCCUCAGUGGCCUUACUUCUCACUGAUGUAUUUCUUGUACAGAAGUAAGAAACGUCUGUUUACUGACACUGCCGUCUUAGGAUAGCCCACAUUCUGCUUUGAGUUUUUGUACUGUACAUAUCUUACUGUAAUUCCCAUGAGAUGCAAGAAUUGAGCACUGCAGGUUGGAAAUAGAUUUGAAUUUUUGGCCAUGAUAUGACCAUGUCAUCAGUGAAUUUGUCAAAUAUUCUUCUCCUUCUUCUUCUUCGCUUUAGCUCAAAUGAUUAUUGGAAGUGCAGGUGGCAUGUAAUUGAACGAUGCUUGCUUUUACUGCCUUGAUACCGUUGGUGCCUCUGGAGCCACAGUGAGGAGGCUCAAGUCCUCUGGCAUUGCAGUGUCUAAACCAUAGCCUAGUUCUGGCUUCCUGCGUAAGGAGAUGCAGGAAGUGACCUUGACCUCUCUCUCCUCAGCAGCCAGCAGGUCUGAGGCUGGUAUGCUUCUAUAUCAUGCCUUACAAACCCCACCUUUUAUUUUCCUAACCUUUUUUUUUUCUCUUAAUUUAUUCCUUAGCAUUAAUUUUAUUUGAGAAUAACUAUUUGCAAUUAUCAUUUUAAUUCAGCAGCAGCUACCUGAGACGUUUUCAGUGGAUAGUUUGCGGCAAUAUGUGGUACAAAUUUGUUUAUUUAUCAUUUGUAAAUGUUUCCGUAUAAAAGGUUCCUUUAUUCAUGAUCUAGUUAUGUACAGAUUACUUAUAAUUACACGAUGAGUCUUUCUCUUAAAAAAAAGAAAAACUGGAUGUUUUUUUUUCUUUUUUGUUCUAACAAAUGAAUUAAUUGUUAUGGAAGCUGUGCCUGUUUUUUUUUUUGUUGUAAAGAAUUUGCUGGAAUCAACAGGAUACUUUUUGUUAUUAAAAGAUGUGUUCCUUGUUUUAUAUUCUGUAUCAUUAGUUCUCAGUUCGUCAUCUCCUUAAUGCAGUUUCCGUAGGUAAACAUGGCAUUGUCUUAAAAGCAUAUCUUUUGUAUUAUAUUGUUUGCAAUAAAAACAAAACAAUGAGAAAUAUU
Molecule: messenger RNA, 3180 nt
Organism: Labrus bergylta (ballan wrasse)
Lineage: Eukaryota; Metazoa; Chordata; Actinopteri; Labriformes; Labridae
Gene: sox9a
Product: SRY-box transcription factor 9a
Biological process (GO): chondrocyte differentiation; oligodendrocyte differentiation; heart development
Cellular component (GO): nucleus
Molecular function (GO): RNA polymerase II cis-regulatory region sequence-specific DNA binding; DNA-binding transcription factor activity, RNA polymerase II-specific
Source: RefSeq, a predicted model, not a curated record